AUGGUGUCCACGCUGGAGCCUCCAACCGCCUCCUCCGUCUCCCGCCGCGGUCCCUCCUCUGUCGUCUCCCGUCGAUCUCAAUCAGACUCGCGAUCGAAACGCUACAACAGAUCUCAUACCGGCGGGACUUCUCACGCUCUUCACAAUGACUUCCCAGUCUUUAGUAGUGGCGAUGUAGAAAUCAUAGUCCGCGCGCGCGAUACGCCUCCCGAUGCUGCUCCCGUGCAGAACAGAUAUCUUCUUCAUCGCCAUACGCUCACGCGCUCGAGUGGUUUCUUUGAGACCAGCACAUCAAGCCAGUGGUCUCGCGCUCGCGCACUACCGGCUGGCAACGAGCUCUCCCGCAUCGGAGAGGACGCGGAACCGGAUUCUGUCAGUGCAAGCGAAGUCAGCUCAGUGUCGCAAAGAGGAAGCAUCCAUCCACCCAGGAAGAGAUGGCGAUACGAGCUAGACCCCAAAUCUGGACCAAACGAUAUUCCAAUGCUGGUCCAGCGAGACGAAUCGUCGCGAGAUACUACACAAUCCUUGUUUGGGCCUGCAUCAGCUCCACCUGCAGUCAGUGCAAGAGACGCACGCUCUCAGAGUCGCUCCAAACACUCCCACUCACAUUCGCGAUCGUUGUCCAAUUCGUCGGCCUCAAGUGGUUUCUUUCGCUCUGUCGCCAAUCUCAGUCUCUCGUCCAACCACCCACCUCCAGCCCAAGAGCUGUCGCAAGCGGACGAGGACCUUUUGCGCGACUAUGAUAACCUCUUUCGCAUAUUUUACAAUUACCCGCCCAACCUCGAUGGUGUCAAUGUCGCAGAUGCCUAUGUCCAAUGCAAGAGCUUGCUCAACCUCGCCGACCAAUAUGACGCCCUUGCUGUGGUGGGACCUCGAGUUGAUCACCACAUGCUGCAGUUCCAGUCACGGCUCUGGAAGCAAAUCGCCAAAUACCCAAUCUCAUAUUUGCGCCUCGGGUACCUAGCUCGCAGUAGGGUGAUAUUUCAGGAAGCCCUGAUUCACGUCGUUGGGCAGUGGCCGGUCGGGGAACGCAGCCUGCGUGCAGCCCUGCCCGACAUUGUCUUGGAUAUUAUUGAGGACAAGGUUGACGAACUGGAAGAUACGGUCGGUCGCAUCGAGGGACGUCUGUACCGUCUUGGGCUCACCAACAGCCGUGGUGAACGUGUCGGCCCAAGCAACAACUACCUCGACUGGCUGUCCAUAAGCCUCUUCCGCCAAUGGCUGGCCGACAACACCUCUCCGCAGCCGCCUCCCGAUCAGCGACGCAGGACGACCUCUCGUGACGGCGGCCGCAGCGUCGCCGCCUUACCCCCCGCAGCCCCGCCGUUGAAUUCUGUAGGCCGUGCAUAUCGCCAACUCGGUUCGAAUAAUCCCGCAUCUUUCCUCGGCCACGAUGACUGCAAGCGCUUCCUCAAGCUCACUCCAGAGCUCUAUAGCCGGGAGAACCUCCGGCGUUUUGAGAAGCGUCUUGAUGAACUCAAGUCAAUGGCCCGAGAGAUCGUACGGCCUCUCAUGGGCAGCAAUCUCGAACUCGAUAUGGGCGGUACCUCACGCACCCCCGAUAGUGUCUCUUACCUCACCUGCAUCAACGUUGGGAACCGAGACCUGCCUUGGGUGAUGGAGGAUCAGACAACAGUCGGGCUCGUCACCAACUGA
This is a messenger RNA of Fusarium musae, 1656 nucleotides long. RefSeq lists its product as uncharacterized. The record is from RefSeq and is a predicted model, not a curated record. Bases 1 to 1656 code for a protein of 551 amino acids. The transcript has a single exon. NCBI's taxonomy places the organism in Eukaryota, Fungi, Ascomycota, Sordariomycetes, Hypocreales, Nectriaceae.